Miscanthus lutarioriparius is the source of this 786-nucleotide messenger RNA. The record is from the annotation of a GenBank genome assembly. Lineage: Eukaryota; Viridiplantae; Streptophyta; Magnoliopsida; Poales; Poaceae.
AUGGCGCCUCCCAUGCCUCCCCUCUCACUCUCAGCAUCACAAAGCACAAUCACGAUUCUGAAGAUUUUUCCGAAACCUCCUGCUCCGGAGAGCUGCAGCAAUAACUUCGCUUUUGGGGCCAAAUUCGACGGCAGGAGGGCACUUCUAUGCGGCUUGGUCGCUGCUGCUGCUGGCACCAUGCUGGGCCCAGACAUCGCCGGUGCUGCUUCGAAGAGGCGGCCUCCACCACCAGGGCCGGCAGAAGAGAAGAAAGACCCGAAUGUUAGCGGUGUGCAGGCUAAGUUGAGAAUAAAAUACAACUAUCUUGCUUGUAUGCAUUUUGUUCCAAAUAAUCUGUUGCGUGCAUUCGUGUUCUUGCCACAGACUGAUUUGGAAACUCAAAGUAAGCUUCAGGCCACCGGCCUCAGCGCCAUUGAGCUCGUCAAUGGCCCUCUCCCCAUCCUCACGUCUCUUGAAGACGACAACGCCGAAGUUCAUGCGGACUUCACUCUUGCAGCCACAAAUGUCAUUCCUGAACCUGGGAACAUCCCACAUCAGCAGCGGCCCGAACGGGCUGAAGAGGUUCUCGAGCUCCCACACCCUGAAGCCCGGCGGCACGUUGCUCACGCGUAUGAAACGCCGCAGGAACUUGCGAUGAUCCCUGGAGGUUAUUCUGUGUUCUCCGAGAGGGCAUUCUCCUCUGCAGGUAUCACCGAAAUACCACCCAAAGAUGUAGUUGAAAGGGCAGAAGUGCUCCAUGUGGUCGUCACCGUCAUCUCCGCAGAUGUAACAGAUGUCUUGCUCUGA